Molecule: messenger RNA, 2649 nt
Organism: Salvia miltiorrhiza (redroot sage)
Lineage: Eukaryota; Viridiplantae; Streptophyta; Magnoliopsida; Lamiales; Lamiaceae
Product: DEAD-box ATP-dependent RNA helicase 37-like
Exons: 8
Coding region: 355-2214 (619 amino acids)
Cellular component (GO): nucleus
Molecular function (GO): ATP binding; RNA helicase activity; RNA binding
Source: RefSeq, a predicted model, not a curated record
AAAAAAUGAAAUGAGAGAAGGGAAAAACGUAUAGAGCCCCUAAAAAAAAUAAUGGUGGUAUCGCGUAUUAAGCAGAAACGCAAACUUCGAAGACUAUAAAUACGUUGGAAGAAAUUUAGAGAGAAAAUCUAUAGACCUUUUUAGAGAGAGAAAGCGGAAAUUCAACAGCAUCGCACAAGAUAUUUUACGCACCAGCGCCUCCGAUCGCACAUCCUCUGCCCCAAAUUAGGGUUUCUUUAUCAUCUACCUUUAAUCAUAUCCGUUGAAAAAUAUCUCUGCCUGGAAAACGGUUGUGGCGUUGGAGGUAUUUUUUGACAGGGGAGAGGAUUUGUGUGAUUUUGCGUGCUUUUGAGUAUGCCUGCUACGUGGUCUGAAUCUGUCGAGAAGGCUCCUACCGGUGGUGGUGUAGGGGCUACUUCUCAUGCUUCUAGAAGUACUUAUGUUCCGCCGCAUCUUAGGAAUAGGCCUCCUUCAGCCUCAGCAGACCCUCCUCCUCCCUCGGCUGCAGUUUCCUAUGCUGGAACCUUGGUGGGAAAUGAACCCCAGGGAUAUGGUGGUUCGGCAGUAGGUGGAUUUCAGUCGUAUGGUCCUAGAAAUGAUAGAAAUGGAGGUGGUCUCAGUCGUGGUGGUGGUGGUGGUGGUAGUGCUUGGAAUAACAGAAAUGGUGGUUGGGAUCGUGGGAGGGAAAGAGAGGCUAAUCCUUUUCAAGAUGAUGGAGUUGCAGAACCAGAAUUUGCGGUACAGGAAAAUUCUGGGAUCAAUUUUGAUGCAUACGAGGAUAUUCCGGUGGAGACAAGUGGGAAAGAUGUUCCACCUCCUGUGAAUACAUUUGCCGAGAUUGACUUGGGUGACGCCUUAAAUAUGAACAUUAAGAGGUGCAAGUAUGUGAAACCUACACCUGUGCAGCGGCACGCUAUACCAAUAUCCCUCACUGGGAGGGAUUUGAUGGCCUGCGCUCAGACUGGUUCGGGAAAGACUGCGGCAUUCUGUUUCCCGAUAAUUAGUGGAAUCAUGAAAAGUGGCCAAUCUGCUCAAAGACAACCACGUAUGCCACGCAUGGCAUUUCCGCUCGCUCUCAUUCUUUCUCCAACUAGGGAGCUUUCAAUUCAAAUUCAUGAAGAAGCUCGAAAAUUUUCUUAUCAAACUGGCGUCAAGGUGGUUGUUGCUUAUGGUGGUGCACCAAUCAAUCAACAGCUUCGAGAACUUGAAAGAGGUGUGGACAUACUCGUUGCAACUCCCGGACGUUUAGUUGAUCUGUUGGAAAGGGCUAGAGUCUCGUUACAAAAUAUUAGGUACUUAGCCCUGGACGAAGCGGAUAGAAUGUUGGACAUGGGUUUUGAACCUCAAAUACGGAGAAUUGUGCAACAGAUGGACAUGCCUCCACCUGGUGUAAGACAAACAUUGCUAUUUAGCGCCACAUUUCCAAAGGAGAUUCAGAGACUAGCUGCAGAUUUUCUUUCGAAUUACAUAUUUCUGGCUGUUGGAAGAGUUGGUUCUAGCACUGAAUUGAUCCUCCAAAGAAUUGAAUAUGUGCUUGAGACUGACAAAAGAAGUCACCUGAUGGACCUCCUCCAUGCACAAAGAGCAAAUGGCGUUCAGGCCAAGCAAGCACUAACAUUAGUUUUUGUUGAGACAAAGAAAGGAGCUGAUUCGCUUGAACACUGGCUUUGCACUAAUGGCUUUCCUGCUACAUCUAUUCAUGGUGACCGAACACAACAGGAGCGAGAAUAUGCGUUAAGAUCUUUCAAAAGUGGCAAAACUCCAAUUCUGGUUGCAACUGAUGUGGCAGCACGCGGCCUUGACAUCCCUCAUGUUGCACAUGUCAUCAACUUCGACCUUCCUAAUGAUAUUGACGACUAUGUCCACCGUAUUGGACGCACUGGGCGUGCUGGUAAAACAGGACUGGCCACUGCUUUUUUCAACGAUAACAAUGCCUCGUUGGCGAAGCCAUUGGCUGAUCUAAUGCAAGAAGCAAACCAAGAGGUUCCUGCUUGGCUGGCGCGCUUUGCAGCUCGGUCUAACUUUGGUGGUAGGAACCGCCGAGGGCAAGGUGGUGGAGGAAGAUUUGGUGGCCGUGAUUUCCGCAAAGAUUCCUCCUACAAUAGAGGUGGAAUGGACAUGUAUGGUGGUGGCAGCAACAUGAACAAUGGAUACAACCAAUCUGGCGGAUAUGGUGGAGGCUAUGGUUCUGCUGUGACUAGCGCCUGGGACUGACAACAUUCGACACUCUCAACCCGGAACCCUUCUGCUCCAUCAUCGGCUGUGGGGGUAGCUGCAGUGUGGCCAUAUACAAUCCGGGGAUGUUGCAGGCGAUGCAGCUGGGAUGUACGGUACACGAGGCUCUCCUGCUGGUACUUUCGUUUACCCUACUAAUUCUCGUAGCGACGGAUUAGAGAGCAUUUCUAGCAGUGUAUACAUCUGUCAGGCAUAUUCUUUUUCAACCCUGUGGGUUGUAAAUAGCGCUCCUGCAGAUAACCCUUUCAGUUGAGUGAUGAAAACCGUUGAUGCUGUUGUAUUAUUCUAGGAUUAGUAUCUAGGUUUCUUCAGCAAACUACCAACUCUUUUUAUUUACCAUCUCCACUCUAGACUUGGCUUAUUUGUAAAUAUGCCUCUUUAUUCAUGUUUAUUGUCAUCCUCUUUUCAUACUCA